Leishmania mexicana MHOM/GT/2001/U1103 is the source of this 3135-nucleotide messenger RNA. RefSeq names its product putative ubiquitin-activating enzyme e1. Gene Ontology annotation, biological process: protein sumoylation. Lineage: Eukaryota; Euglenozoa; Kinetoplastea; Trypanosomatida; Trypanosomatidae. The transcript has a single exon. Bases 1 to 3135 code for a protein of 1044 amino acids. The record is from RefSeq and is a predicted model, not a curated record. Gene Ontology annotation, molecular function: SUMO activating enzyme activity. Gene Ontology annotation, cellular component: cytoplasm; SUMO activating enzyme complex.
AUGCUGUCCGAGGAGGAGCAAAAACGGCAGUUGUACAACCGCCAGGAGUACGUCGUAGGGUCGGAGACGCAGGCGAAAUACGGCUCAACACAUGUGCUCGUCGUCGGCGCCACAGGUCUCGGUGCAGAGAUUAUCAAGAAUGUUGUGCUCACUGGCGUGAAGAGCGUCAAGGUGCUGGACGACGCUGUGGUGGCCAUCGAGGAUCUCGGCACGAACUUCUUUUUGCAGCCGGAUGAUUUAGGAAAGUCACGUGGUGCUGCUGUGGCGCAGGCCGCCAAGGAGCUCAACCGCUUCGUUGAGGUCUCAUCCGUUAGCGGCGACCCACUCUCGCACAUCCCUGCGGUCCAUGUGGUGAUCUACACGAAUGCCUACACGUCCACCCUAGCGGCAGCGAACAAGGUGGCGCGGGAGAACAAGGUGAAGUUCAUCAGCUGCGAGAGUCGCGGUGUUUGCGGCUGCAUCUUCGUGGACGGCGGCGAAUCUUUGGACAUUGUGGACACGGACGGCGAGGACACUGUCACGUGCGUGGUGACGGCCAUGUCGCCGGAUGGUCUCGUCACGUUGCACGAGGAAAAAAACCACGAGUGUGAGAUCGGCAGCAAGGUAUACUUUACAGGUCUCACGGAGCUACCGCAGGCCAACACGACGGAGCCGGCGACGCCAUCGGCGUGGAAACUGUUCGAGGUGGCCGAGGUCAUCUCGCCACACACUAUGCGCCUGAAAGGCGUUUCCGAGCUUGUCAGCGCUGGCACAAUCAUCAAUGUCGGGACGAGCGCUUACCUGCACACUACCAAGAAGGGGCGCAAGGAGCACUACAGAACGCUGGACGAGUGUCUCGACAACCCUGAGUGCCUCAUGAUCUUUGACAAAGAGGAGAAGUACGCGGCAGCCACCACGCUGCAUGCGAUGUUCACUGCCGUUGCCCGCCACGGCUGCGCGCCAACCUCGCCGGCUGAGGUGGAGGCUGUCGUGAAGGCGGCGCAGGCCAUCAACGUCGACGCAGAGGCAACCGUCAUGCGCACGCUGUUGCCUGUCUUUGGCGGCGACCUGAACCCAAUGGCGUGCUUCAUUGGCGGCAUGGCGGCGCAGGAGGCGCUGAAGGUGUGCAGCGGAAAGUUUACACCGCUGCACCAGUGGGUGUACUACGACGCGCGUGAGGUGCUGCAGGUGUGGCAGUACGGAGCGAAGACCGUCUCUGCAUCAACUUUGUCCUCGUCGGCGGCGGUGUUCCCCGAUGUGUCGGCAGGGCCAUCACGGUAUGCCGGCCAGGAGGCCGUGCUCGGCCACGCGUUUCAGGAGUACCUACUGCAGCAGAAGGCGUUCAUCGUCGGCGCCGGCGCGCUCGGCUGCGAGCUCAUCAAGAACGUUGCUUUGAUGGGUUUCGGCGAGGUGUCCAUCACGGACAUGGACACGAUUGAGAUGAGCAACCUCUCUCGACAGUUCCUCUUCCGCAACCACCACAUUGGCCGCCCAAAGUCCGUCGUGGCAGCUGAGGUGGCCGGCCACAUCAAUUCCGAGGUGAAGAUAACGGCGUACGAGGCCAAGAUGGGACCGGAGACGGAGGGGAUCUUUAACGAGGACUUUUGGGCGCAGCAGGCGGUCAUCCUCAAUGCGCUGGACAACGUCAUGAGUCGCAAGUACGUGGACAGCCGCUGUCUGUUUUAUCAGAAGCCGCUGCUGGAGAGCGGAACGCUCGGCACGAAGUGCAACAUGCAGCCCGUUAUCCCGUUUGUGACGGAGAGCUACAGCAGCAGCUACGACCCGCCGGAGAAGGGCAUCCCGCUCUGCACGCUCAAGAACUUCCCGAACGCGAUCGAGCACACGAUUCAGUGGGCCCGCGAUUUGUUUCACUUGCUCUUUGUCAGCGUGCCGGCGGACGUGAACCAGUACCUGAGCGACCCGGUCGCCUUCGCGAACAGCCUGCGCAACGACCCGGCUGCUGCUGAUGCGGUCGUGCAGAAUGUGAACGACGCGCUCAGCCGAUGGCCCCAAAAUGAACAACACUGUGUACGGCUCGCGCGUUUUCUGUACCAGGAGCACUUCAACGACAGCUUCCGGCAGCUUCUGUACAACAUCCCGCUUGACAAGCGCAACGAGGACGGGCAGCUAUUCUGGAGCGGUGCAAAGAAGCCGCCGACGCCACAGGAGUUCGACAUCAACUCGGAACAGGACGCCGAGUUUGUCUACCACUGCGCCUGCCUCUUCGCCAAAGUGUACCAGCUGCCGGCCUUCUCGCUAUCCAAGGAGGAAACAGCAAGACUGGCGGCGGCGGUGACAGUGCCUGACUUUGUACCGCGCCACGCCGUGCUCGCCACGUCUGAGAGUCAGACAUCGCAGCAGACGUCGUCUUCGAGCGGGCUGACAGUGGAGCAGCUGCCUUCGGUUGUCCGCUUCGGCUCUCGCCGCAUGAGCGCCGAGGAGUUCGACAAGGACGACAUCACAAAUCACCACGUGCAGUUUAUCACAUACUGCUCCAACCUGCGCGCUCGAGCCUACAGCAUUCCUACUGCAGACUUCAACCAGACAAAGCGCAUCGCAGGCAACAUCAUCCCUGCCAUGGUGACAACCACGUCUCUCGUCACGGGGCUCGUCGGCUUUGAAAUGCUCAAGUACCUUCUCAUCCAGUUCCAUCACGCGCGGAAGCCCGCAGUGAAUGGGGCAGGCGGCAGCCACAACAAGUUCUACCUCGACGCGAAUGAGGAGCCCGAGAAGCUGGUAACGCUUUUUCGAAGCGCCUUUGUGAAUAUCGCUCUCCCAUUCAUUGCCUUCUCGGACCCGAUCAUCGCGCCGAGCCACUCGUACGCACUGCCGAGCGGCAAGAAGCUGCGAUGGGGCAUCUGGGACCGCAUCGACAUCUCGGAGGGUCGUGACAUGCUCGUGAAGGAGUUGGUGCAGCUACUGCACGACCGCUACGAGCUCGAAGUGUUCAUGAUUGCCCUCAAGAAUGGAAAAAUGAUCUACACCGAGUUUGGCGGGAAGGCGAAGGAUAAGGAGAAGCGUGUCUCAGAGGUUGCGCAAGACAAGGGCGAAAAGGUGCAGGACGGCAUCGACUACUUUGACCUCGUCGUCACGGGGAUGAUUGGCGACAACGACGACGUUGAUGUGCCCAUCAUCCGCUACCGCUAUCGCUUCUAA